AUGAAUAUCUGCAAUAAACCUCCUAAUAAGACAGCUCCAGAGAAUUUUGGCGAAGCUGUUCCUGAGGUGCAGGUUCAACGUGCUCGAAGGAAUGGCUGGAGCUGGCCUCUGCACCUUUUCCAGAUUGUUGCCUGGUUACUGUACCUCUUCUUUGCGCUGGUUGGCUUUGGAAUCCUGGUUCCUCUCCUGCCCCGCCACUGGCUGCCCGCUGGCUAUAUCUGUCCUGGAGCAUGUUUUAUCUACCAUUUAGUUGUUCAUCUUACUGCAGUCUCCAUCGAUCCUGCGGAUGCAAAUGUGCGAGAAAAAAACUAUCUAGGGCCUCUGGCCACCUUCAAUCGUAAACAACAUGCGCAUGUCAUUGAAAACCAUCAUUGCCAUGUCUGUGAUGUAGAUGUGAGCGCCAAGUCAAAGCACUGUGGAACUUGCAAUAAAUGUGUAUGUGGCUUUGAUCACCACUGCAAAUGGCUCAACAACUGCGUGGGAGAGAGGAAUUACUGGCUCUUUCUGAACAGCGUGCUGUCUGCCAUUCUGGGCCUUGGGCUUCUGCUGCUCAUCGCUUGCUAUGUCUUUGUGGAGUUCUUCGUUGACCCCAUGAUGCUUCGCUCUGACCGGCACUUUGAUGCUCUAAAGAACCACACAGACCGCUGGUUUGUGUUUCUUCCUGCAGCUCCCAUCGAGACUCCGGCAUCUGCCAUUUUGGUCACGGCUGGGAUUUUUAUUCUUCUGAGCCUAAUGACCGUGAUCCUGCUAGGCCACCUCUUGACCUUCCACAUCUAUCUCAUGUGGAACAAAUUGACCACGUACGAGUACAUCCUGCAGCAGCGUCCCCAGCAAGAGGCGAAAGGGGUAGACAAGCAACUGGACUCUUGUCCCUCCCAAGUGAGACCCAGUCAGGAAGCAGACUUUUUCUCAGGUAACCCUGGUUAUACAGACCCUGGUAUUCAAGUAGAGGAAUUCGCAACAGUAACUUCAGGAAAAGGCUUUUCAAAGCUCUACGUCCGCGAUGAUGAAGCUGACCCCGAGCAGUGCUCCUCUCCUGACCUCCCGUCUCUUCACUUUGCCGUCCCUCCUCUGCGACAGAAAAAAAGAAGAAAGAAGACCCAUAAAGCUUCUUCUUCAGCAAUGGACAGCAGAUCUAAAACACACACUAGGCCUUGGCCCUCUUUCCCAGAUCCCCGGUCAGAGUUCCCAGCUGUGGCUGCUGCCACCUCACCUUCCCACAGCCUUCACCUCUUAGUGCCAGCUUUUCCUCUGGGAGCUGCUGUGCCCCCCAGCACCAUUGGCCUCAUCCAGGCAGCAGGACCCCCAGCGGACUAUCAUUCAGAGUCUGCCGAGUCCAUGGAUGAGAUUCCUGUGGCUCAGACUCGCCUUGGGAGCACAGCCCUUCAUAGGCCUCCUAAGAAUAGCUCAAGUAACUCUCAAGACUAUCCCUUGUCCACAGACAAUCCCAGAGGUGACAGGAAGAAGAAUCUGUAUUCUGGGCACAAGGUAAAAAGUAAGAGCAGUGGAGAACCUCAUGUGUCUCAGCGCCAACCCAGUGAGAGCACAUCUGAGCCACACCACAGAAAACACACCAGCAAGCAGCACGUGGGCAGGCAUGAUCCAUGCUUUAAGGACAUAAGGACAAACACCACAGUGGCCUAG
Molecule: messenger RNA, 1644 nt
Organism: Egretta garzetta (little egret)
Lineage: Eukaryota; Metazoa; Chordata; Aves; Pelecaniformes; Ardeidae
Gene: ZDHHC1
Product: zinc finger DHHC-type containing 1
Biological process (GO): peptidyl-L-cysteine S-palmitoylation; protein targeting to membrane
Cellular component (GO): endoplasmic reticulum; Golgi apparatus
Molecular function (GO): protein-cysteine S-palmitoyltransferase activity
Source: RefSeq, a predicted model, not a curated record